ACCGUCAAGUCGAGACUUGUUCCUCGUGUUUUGUAAACAAAGAGUGGAAGAAUCUAACCAAAUUCAGUCUCGCGUGGGAAUCGGAUCUUCAAUCGGUUUAUUAUUUUGUUCUGUCUUCAUAUCUCAUCAUGGGAAAACGCAAAGUUCCUCAGAGACGAACAACAGCCAAAAGGAGAAAGAAGGUGAUUGCAGUGCCUGAGCCGAUACCUGACUUGAUAAACAAUUUGAAUGAUGAUUGUUUAGGAAGAAUUUUCAAAUACCUGUCGAUUGCAGAGCGUCUAAUGAUGGACAGAGUUUGCAAACGAUGGAGAGACGUUUCCCACCUCUCCUGGGAGGACACAAAGUUCCUGAACUUCACGACAUCCGUCCAAAAAAGUACAGACUUGUACAGGCUUCCCAGCGAGCUGAGAACGAAUCGAGUGAUAGGGAGAAUCCUGAAGAAAUGCGGCCACUACCUCAGGAGAUUGAGGCUGGGGUACCCUUGUCAAUUCGACAUUCUCCAAAUUGUGGAGAAACACUGCGAUAACUUGAUAAGACUCGAGGUGAAUUUCUACGAUCGUAAGGAUUGCGUGAAAUACUUCCCUCGAAUAGAGAAACUCAAGUAUUACCAGAUGGGAGCCCUGAGGUUCUUCCCCAGGGAAGCUCUCCAGGUCUUGCCUUCAGAGAGCCUGACUGAGAUUCACCUCUGGACAUACACCACAGACACUCUGGGUUAUGCCCUUGGAUCUUUGCCUCGUAUCGCUUCAACCACGUUCGAGAAUUUGAGAAACCUUUCGGCAAUCAGUCUUCACGGUUUCGAUCUAAAACCAGAUGUAAUGGACGUCAUCUGUCAGAAAACUAAUCUCCAGUAUCUCUCACUGAAGUGCUCUCGCCUGAGGGCAGGACUCUCCUGUCUGACUCAACUGAAACCCCUGAGGUCUCUUGAUUUAACAGCAGUAGAGGGGAUCAACGAUCUCUUCCUCGGGGAGCUCGCGGACAAUUGCAAAAACCUAGGACACCUGAAUCUCACUCUCUGCUGUGGUGUCACAGACAGAGGUAUAACGAGCCUCAGGAAUCUUCCCCUUCUUCAACAACUCGUGUUGAAUCACGUGGACUCUGUGACAGAUGCUCCUCUCAGUGCGCUGCACACGUUGAAAAAACUCGAGUGCCUUCUGUGCAAAAGGGUGAAGGAUGAGGGGAUCGUUACGCUCAUGAAAAAUGCUAUCAGCUUGGAGUACUUGAAUGUCGUUUUCUCGGGGGUCACUCGGAGGGUGCUUGAUGAGGCUCAUAAAAUCUCUCACAAGACGGAUAACUUCGGGCUGGUUCUCAUCAUCAAUGAUCAUUCGCAGGCGCCCGAGGGUCAUUAUGAGUAUCCCUGUCUUGCUGUCAACUUUACUGAGAGAACCCACGUCUACCUGGAAUUCUCUAUUUCUCGUUGAUUUUUUCGAGGAAACUUCAUUCUAAAUUUCUCACUAUAUCAUCCCUCAUUCAACUUUACUUUUACUUUUUUCAUAUAAGUACAUAUUUUUUUAUAUUGAAGAUCUACUAUUAUCUAGCUAAAAUGUCUAUUUUUAUGAACACGAGGAUGGAAGAAUAAAAUGUACUAUAAUGCGCUCAUAAUUUUGUGGGUCAUUUCUCGGGUUAAGAUUACUUUUACAGGCAAGGGGAAGAGGGUAAAUGAUUCCAAAGCUUCUAACUAAAUAUAGCCGCUAUUUUGGGUCAAUUCGUCUAAUUAAAUUUUGUGGUGAAUUGUUGGGUAAUUUUUUUGGGUCAUUUCUAUUCUUGAAAUUACUUUCACAGGCAAAUCGGAAAAGGGGAAGAAGGGGUAAACGGUUG
This is a messenger RNA of Fopius arisanus, 1815 nucleotides long. RefSeq lists its product as uncharacterized. The transcript is spliced from 4 exons. Bases 129 to 1418 code for a protein of 429 amino acids. The record is from RefSeq and is a predicted model, not a curated record. Gene Ontology annotation, molecular function: protein binding. Gene Ontology annotation, biological process: SCF-dependent proteasomal ubiquitin-dependent protein catabolic process. Gene Ontology annotation, cellular component: SCF ubiquitin ligase complex. NCBI's taxonomy places the organism in Eukaryota, Metazoa, Arthropoda, Insecta, Hymenoptera, Braconidae.